UUAGGUCACUUCCUGGAGGUUGGACUGGGCCUGUAGCCGGUCCCAUGGCGGAGUGAAGCGACCGGGCUCGGAACGAGCGGUGGGGGGUAAUCUAGGUGAACAUGUCCAAGCUUCCAAGCAAAGACUCUUCAUUCCGUGAGCGAUUCAAAAGCAUUCUGGGUAUUGGCACCCGUAUUAGCACCAAACAAACUGAAUGCAAGCCAACGGAGUUCAUAAUCACUUUGGAAAUACUAAAGGAUCUGAGUAUAGAGAGUGGACUUUACAAUAGAAUAAAAACUAUUGGACAUGUUUGUGAACUUGCUAGGACCAGGAAAUUUGAAGAGCAUGCAGUGGAGGCUGUGUGGCAGGCUGUCUUUGACUUGAUGUCUGAUGAACAGCCCUCAGAAGCCAGGCAUGCAGUACUACACUUAAUGAAAGCUAUUAUUCAGGGACAGGGGGAAAGGCUUGGACCAAUGAGGGCACACUUUUUCCGUGUUAUCAAGGAUUACCCUAUGAACGGUGAUCUACAGGAGAGACUAGAAGUCUUCAAAGCACUAACAGAAAAUGGAAAAGACAUCACCUAUUUUGAAGAAGACUUGUCCUUAUUUGUUCUCAAGUGGUUAGAAAUUGGUCUGACGGUGGAGUUUCUGGAAGUUCUGGUCAAUCUCGUCAAGUUCAACAGUUGCUACUUGGAUCAGAUUGUGGACCAGAUUGUGCAUAAGAUCUGUGUCCUCUGUAAUCUGACUACAGUGCCAACAGAUAUAGAGGUCUCCUUGCAAGUCCUUGAUGCCGUUGUCUGCUACAACUCUUUGCCCUCAGAGUCCCUCCCUGGAUUUAUCAUAACACUUUGUCAUACAGUGAAUGUCAAGGAGUUCUGUGAAUCUUGUUGGAAGCUGAUGCGAAAAGUCCUGGGAACUCACUUGGGACACAGUGCAAUUUAUACAAUGUGUCGCAUUAUGGAAGAUAAAAGGCACAUGGAUGAUGCAGCCUUGUUGAGAGGUGCAGUAUUUUUUGUUGGAAUGGCUCUCUGGGGUGCACAUCGUCUCACUACCCUGAAGAGUACCCCAACAUCUGUUUUACCCUCUUUUUAUAAGGCUAUGACAAGUGCUAAUGCUGUAGUGUCCUAUGAAAUAGUUCUGUCCAUCACUCGAUUAAUUAAAAAGUAUGGAAAAGAAUUGCAGGUAGUUACCUGGGAACAACUUCUGGAUAUUAUUGAGCGAUUACUUCAGCAAAUUGAGACACUGGGUAGUAACGAACUGUCUGUUAUUGUGCAUGAGCUGCUAACCACAAUAGAAGAGUUGUAUGAACAAAAAGAUUAUCAUGGUCCUCAGGAACGAUUAUUUGCACUGAUUGAAAAGUGUUCCAAUAAAAGGCCGGAGAUGUCAGUCCUUACACUAGUGUCAUACCGGGCUCAGUCAGUUCAUCCUGCCAAACACUGCUGGAUUCAGAAUCUGCAGAAACUAAUGGAGAAGUUCUUCAAGAAUGAAAGUCGAAGCGCCAUUCGCAAGAAAGCACUUCAUGUCCUGCUAUUUAUUUUGAGCAUUAAUAGACAAUUAUAUGAAGAGGAGUUAAUUGAAGCUGUGGUGAUCCCUCAGCUGGGGCACAUUGCAGAGGAUAAGGACCAUGUGGUACGGAGACUGGCUGCGCAACUGCUAGUAGACCUGGCAGUGGACUGUAACACUCCUCAGUUUAACAGCCUCUUGGACAUUAUCGAAAAGAUUAUUAAUCGGCCACUCAUCGAUCCAUCUGUGGAAACAGCGGAAAGCAGUUUUUCACACGAUUCUAUGCUGGAGGAUGUGAAGACUGCUGUUUUGGGUCUUCUAGUAAUUCUGCAGACCAAAUUGUACUGUUUGCCCGCCAGCCAUGCACGUCGAGUCUAUGAACUUCUGAUAAGCCACAUACGGUCACAUUACCAGCAGAUGUACACAUCUGCUAUCGCCAGCAGUAUUCGCCUACAGGUAUUUAAUUUUUUUCUGCAGCUUCGAGCAGACUCUCUCUUUCGCAUUGGAGUGCCAAACAAGGACAUGAUAGUGAGGUUCAGCCCCUAUUGUCUCUGUGGAAGCAGUGAUUCUGAGAAGAAAGGACAAGGUACAGUUUCUCCUCCAGCGGGAAGUCCUGCCACAGCUCAGAGUACCAGUAUUAGGCUGGGUCAUUUGCCUUUUUCACUUGCCUUUAAUGCAGUUCUCCAGUGUCUUGAGCAUGAGACGGACUGGACCGUGCUGAAACUAGUGUUAGAUAAGCUACCAGAAUUGCUGAGGUACAAGGGACUGAUACUGACCUCUCCUUGCAGCAUGGAUCAGCUCUGCUCUGCUCUCUGUACCAUGGUCACUGACCGCCAGUUGCCAGAGCGACUAAAGAAUGUACCUGAGGGUUUCUCUCGCACAGAUGUACAGUUGGUGGUGGUUCCUGUGCUGACGGUCAUCACCUCUUACCAUGUUUACUUGGACCAGACCAAACAGCGUGAGUUUGUUCACUGCCUUGAUACUGGGCUGAUCUACCGUUGUGCCAAACAAUGUGUGGUGACGUUGACCAUGUGCAUCAUCGAGAUGCCAGAUAUCAUGGUUAAACUGCUUCCGGGCAUCAUUCUCAAGCUGACGCACAUCUCAGCCACACUCACCAUGGCCAUCCCUAUGCUGGAGUUCCUAUCAACCUUGGUGAGAAUUCCUCCUCUUUAUGCCAACUUUGUGGCCGAACAGUAUGUCAGUGUUUUUGCUAUCUCGUUACCUUACACCAACCCUUUCAAAUUCAACCAGUAUAUAGUAUCCCUAGCACACCAUGUGAUAGCCAUGUGGUUUAUUCGAUGUCGGCUCGUGUUCAGGAAGGACUUCGUGCGAUACAUUACAAAAGGUCUCAGAUCAAAUGCCUUGCUGCCAUUCGAGGACACGCAUGAACCCACCAGCUUUCGAGCUCGUAGCACAAGCUUAAAUGAAAGACCAUUCAAAAGCUUGCGAGCCGCAAAGUCCCUAAAGCCAGGCUUCACUAGUUCCCAAAUUAAAGAUAUGAGAGACCUGUCGGCAGUCGCGGCCUUCCGGUCCCGCAGCAUCAGUGUUUCAGAACAUGCCAUCCGAAGAAUGCAAACCUCUAUUACGAGUUCUAGCUUGGGAUCAGCAGAUGAGAGUUCACUUGCAGAAGCAGAAGACAGUCUAAAGACCGUCCACCUUGAACUUACAGAAACAUGCUUGGAUAUGAUGGCUCGAUAUGUUUUCUCUAACUUCUCUGCUCUGCCCAAGAGGUCCCCUGUUGCAGAGUUUCUCCUUGGUGCAGGAAGGAGUAACACAUGGCUAGUUGGGAACAAGCUAGUCACGGUGACUACCAGCAGUGGUGUGGGGACGAGAGCACUAAUGGGUCUUGAUUCCUUGGACCAGAAGAGCACUGAAGAGGCUUCCAGGAUGGAUUCAUCUCUGCAAGUGAAGACCACCCAGGAAGCACCUGCCAAGCUGGAAUCUCAAACCAGUCAGCAGAUCGGAAAGGCGGCCCGCCUGCGAGUGAGAUCCAUAUCAGGUGGGCAUGCUCUUCAUAGUGAAUCAGUUCAGAAUUUAAGUCCCUUGGUAUCACCCUCGGACAGCGAGGUCCGUGUUCCCUCUGCAACUCCAGCUCAGAAAGGAUUGGACAACCGCAAAACAUUGCAUCAGGAUGCACCCCCAUCUCGCGACCAGCUGCCCUCCCAGAAGGAAAAAGCCAAUCUGGCUGAAUAUGCAUCUGUGCUGACUCAAGGAUGGGCUGAAAUAUACAUCCGUCGACCCUCGGGUAAUGCAAGCUGGCUUCUGUGUCUGGAGAAUCCACCAAGCCCGUUUUCCUCUGAGAUAAACAACAUUCCCUUGCAGGAGUUGUCCACGAUGCUGAUGGCAGUGGAGAGAGUGACUGAUCCAUACCAGCAAGCACCCAGUCGAUCAGAAUCUAUGCCGUACCACAGCCUCACAUCAAAACCACCUUUGCUUCAGCGUUUCAACACAGUGGCUUCUUUCUCUUCUAUGUGCCAGACAAGCUGUCAAGAAAAGUUGCACAGGAGCAUUUCCUGGGCAGAUUCAGUGGCAGUGGCGGAGGAAGGUGAUGGAAUGGGAAUGCACUUGAAAGCCUGUGAUUCUCCUGUGGAGUCUCACGAACUGGACGACUUUGAGGCAAUGGUUUCAGAACCGAUCUUCAUGCCUACGGAGAGCCAGGAAGGAAUUCAAACGUCGUAUAGCAGAUCAUCAUCGACAUCUAGUCAAGAGGAAGAAAAGACUCCCCAGCCAGAGGAAAGUGGAAUAAUUGGUAUUUCAUCUGAAAAGGUUGUACCAUCUUCUUUGGCUAUUGAUUCAUUGGAGGAAGAAUUUGAUUUCAACCAUGCUCAAACUCUCAACAAGUCCAGCUCCUCUCCAGAGCUUCAGAACCUCCCAGAAAUAGGUGAACUGAAUGUGAAGGAGGGAAUGGCUGUGGAACCUGCCACUGAAGUGAAGUCCAGGGGCCACGCUGAAAGUAUUGAAGAGGAAAGCUCUUCCAAUGGUAAACUGGAGACUAGUGAUGGUAGCAAGCAGGAGGCUCUGCCUCCAGCGGAACGGAAGGAACCACCUCAGUCACCAAGCCGUUACAGACCCAGGGGCCACACCAUCUCAGAUUCUGCCCCGUCAAGGAGGGGGCGGAGAGCACAGCGGGAUGGGGUCCACAAGAGAUCAGCGGCCACUAAUGCAGAGAAAAUUAGUGGGAUAAGCCCAAGUUUUGUGUUUCUUCAACUCUACCAUUCGCCUUUCUUUGGUAGUGAGUCAAACAAGCCUCUUCUGGUUCCCAACAAUGAGAUCACAGAACGAGCCAUUAAAGUCCUUGAUCAGAUGCCACCAUACGAUACACACAAAAUUGGAGUUGUGUAUGUUGGGGAAGGACAGACUAAUAAUGAAGCUGAAAUCCUGUCCAAUGCAUAUGGAUCAUCCAGGUAUGCACAGUUCCUGACUGGCCUUGGUAAACUAAUCUAUCUCCAAGACUGCAACCCAGAACAAAUUUUCCUUGGUGGCUUGGACACAUAUGGUGAUGAUGGGCAGUUUACAUACUGUUGGCAUGACGACAUCAUGCAAGCAAUCUUUCACAUUGCGACUCUGAUGCCAAACAGAGAAUCCGAUCCAGCCUGUUGCGACAAGAAACGGCACAUAGGCAAUGACUAUGUGGUGGUUGUAUACAAGGACACAGAAGAAGAAUACAAACUGGGAACAAUAAAGGGUCAGUUUAACUUUGUGGAAGUAAUUAUUAAACCUCUGGACUUCGAAAGCAACCUGGUAACCCUGCAAGCACGUAAAGACAUGGAGGGUCUGGUUGACACAAGUGUGGCUCGGAUUGUGUCGGACAAGAAUCUACCUCUGUUGGUGCGUCAGAUGGCAUUGCAUGCAAAUAUGGCUUCACUUGUACAUCACAAAAGUGCCGUUCCUUCAGAGGCGUAUGCAAGCAAGUGGCUAGCAAGACUACGGCAGAUCAAACGGCUUCGAUCCAAGGUGUGUGAAGAUCUGCAGUAUCGCCAGAGCGCUGGAAUCUCCUUGAUCCAGAUGCACGCCGCCGGCCAAAGUAAGAGUUCUCACCACCACCCCCACCAUCAUCAUCACCAGCCACAACAGCAGCAUCUCCCCCACCACCAUUACCAACCGCAGCACGCGCCGCCUCCGCCUGCUGGCGCUGAAAUUGGCCAGCGGAAGAGGCUGAUGUCCACCGUGGAUGACUUCACAGACUUUGUUUAAAGCAGCCCCCUCGCCGUUCUCGCGCCCUGUCUGAAGUGUGCAAUACCUCUGCCAUACUGUGAUAGAAGCCAGACGGUGCUUAGUUUACCGUGGGAUGGGAUUUGACUUGCACUGCACUGUUUUGUGAAGAAGAAAAGCUGCUCCUCCUGCCCUCUUCAGAGAGAGCACCCUGGUUUGACGCCAGUCCGCUUGAAGAAUGAACGUGCAGGUGGUUAUGGACUGAGCCACCUCUCUCCCCCGCCCCCCCCCUUGCACUGCCCCGGAAUGACACCAGUGGACUGGCGUAUUGAGCAAGUGACCAUUUAGUUGCCCUUGUGUUGAGGAAUGAUUGGAACAGCCUUUCCACAUGGAUGUGGUGUUGGGGACAAGGGCACAAGUUCCAUACUGAUCUGGUAAUAACUCUAUUUUGUGCAAUUACUUUGUAAAGGAAGGUGUGUUGUUAAUCUUCACACAGUUUUUAAACACAGGUGUGUGUUGAAAUGCUGUAAUUAUGUCUCCAGUAAAAGUGAAUAAAUUUCGUUUGAAAAGCUUUCCUCAGUUUCUC
Messenger RNA from Mobula hypostoma (lesser devil ray), 6219 nucleotides. It is a transcript of the gene tsc2, whose product is annotated as TSC complex subunit 2. Gene Ontology annotation, cellular component: TSC1-TSC2 complex; nucleus; cytoplasm. The record is from RefSeq and is a predicted model, not a curated record. Gene Ontology annotation, biological process: regulation of cell cycle; positive regulation of GTPase activity; negative regulation of TOR signaling. NCBI's taxonomy places the organism in Eukaryota, Metazoa, Chordata, Chondrichthyes, Myliobatiformes, Myliobatidae. Gene Ontology annotation, molecular function: GTPase activator activity. The transcript is spliced from 42 exons. Bases 102 to 5675 code for a protein of 1857 amino acids.